Acaulospora colombiana is the source of this 124-nucleotide messenger RNA. NCBI's taxonomy places the organism in Eukaryota, Fungi, Glomeromycota, Glomeromycetes, Diversisporales, Acaulosporaceae. The record is from the annotation of a GenBank genome assembly.
AUGGCCACGGUGACUGAAAUCCUUAAGAGGGAGGCAUCAAACGCAUCAGACACCAAGGAUAUUCAUUUCGAUCAGCAAUCGGUGCAGAAUGCCACACAGAACCUACCACUGGAAUCUAAGAAGA